This is a messenger RNA of Labrus bergylta (ballan wrasse), 939 nucleotides long. RefSeq names its product G-protein coupled receptor 35-like. Gene Ontology annotation, cellular component: plasma membrane. The record is from RefSeq and is a predicted model, not a curated record. Gene Ontology annotation, molecular function: G protein-coupled receptor activity. Gene Ontology annotation, biological process: phospholipase C-activating G protein-coupled receptor signaling pathway; positive regulation of Rho protein signal transduction. NCBI's taxonomy places the organism in Eukaryota, Metazoa, Chordata, Actinopteri, Labriformes, Labridae.
AUGUGCAGCGUCAACAGCAAUAUGUCUGCAGGAUCGAACUUCAGCUUCUUGUCCCUGUUCUUUGAUUUAUCCGGGGCUGGUUUCUCAGACAUGAUGAACCACUGUCACGUUCAGAGUGGCUCCCUCGGCUGGUUCGGAGUCAAGAUCUUCAUCCUGCUGACGGCGUUUCCGGCUAAUGCGGCAUUGAUGAUGAUGAUGCUGAUGUACAGGAGGAAAUCCAUGACGCCAUCGGAGGUGUUGGGGUUCAACGUGUCGAUCAUGGACAUCCUGUACUGCCUCAGUCUGCCUCUGGACCUGUACUCCAUCCUGCACCACACAUCUGACUCCGUCCACUAUGCCAAAGACACUCUGUUUGCCCUCAAUGUGUUCGGCUGCCCACUGCUGCUCACCUUCAUAUGUUUGGAGCGCUACGUGGCGGUGGCUCAGCCCAUCUCUUACAUUAGACUGGGCAGGAUGGCGUACCGAGUGGUCCUGUGCACCUGUGCCUGGAUCCUCACCCUGACCGUGGCCCUGCUGGGGUACUUUGUGGGUCUGUUCUCCAUGCUUCUGUGUUUGUCAGUCAUCAUCUCGCUGCUCUUCCUGAUCAUGCUGCUGUGUCUGCUCAAGAUUGUGGUGGUGUUGUGUCAGAGCGGGCCGGGUGAAGGUUCUGGAUCAAGCGUGCCGCUAAAGAGGAGGGCUCUGAAGAACAUCGUGGCGGUGACGGUGCCAGCGGUCGUAGCGUACUCUCCUCUGGUGGCUCUGGUUCCUUACAUGGCGGUGAUCACGUCUACUCACCAGACCACCAUCAGUCCCAAUCAGUGUACCGUCCUGAAGGUCCUGCUGCUCUUCCCAAACUUCGGCCUGUUCAUCGGCCCCUUGUUCUACCUGUCCCGCCUCCAACAGGUGAGCUGCUGCAGCAAAGACAAGCAGAGUCAAAACAACAAAAUUCAGACGGAGUAG